AUGGCUGCACCUCCCAUCAGAGCUGGCAAGGAGGUGGCUGCCUGGACAGUCGGGGGCCAGCUUCGGUCCACCAGAGCCUUGUUGUAUGGAGCUCGCCGCCUUCAUGCAUUUGAGCCGGGCCCAGAGUUCCACACACACCUGGGGCCCUGCCCUCCGCCCCCCGGGGGGAGCUCGCGGGCCAGGCACAGGUUGGCCUCGGCCACGGCCACGGCCACGGCCACGGCAUACACUUGGCCUGACUACCGGCUGGGCGAGCCCUCUGUUAGGCUUUUGAAACAUCACGAGGUUAAGACCAAGGCCAUCCGCAAGGCCCCGGCUCAGACUCACAGGCCCUGUCCGCAGGGCAUCACACUCUCGGCCCACCUGCAGAGCCAGAGUCCGGUGUUUUCAAAGCACGGCUGGUUUGAGUCAAGCCCGCGGCGCCCAGGGGACCCUUGUUCUUCGGCCCACGGCCAUUCCGAAGGGGCCGCCGCUCGCUCAAGCGCGCCCCCCGCAGGCGCGCCCACCCCGUCGGCGUCGCAGCGCCGCAAGCGCACGUCGUUCAGCGCCGAGCAGCUGCAGCUGCUGGAGCUCGUCUUCCGCCGGACCAUGUACCCCGACAUCCACCUGCGCGAGCGCCUGGCCGCGCUCACCCUGCUCCCCGAGUCCAGGAUCCAGGUGUGGUUCCAAAACCGGCGGGCCAAGUCGAGGCGGCAGAGCGGGAAAGCCUUUCAGCCCUCGGCAAGGCCCGAGCUUUUCCUCCACCCCACCGUUCAGGGAACCGAAGCGAAAUGUUUGAAGCCCCAGCUGCCGCUUGAAGCCCACGUGAACUGCCUGCCCGAUCCCAACAGGGUUGGGGAGGGCAUCUCCCACCCAGGCUGCCAAGGUCAGCACUUCGAAACCUACUCUCCCCUCUCUGAAGACACUGGUUCCAAGCAGGACUCGUGGGAGGAACACAUCUUUUCUGCCUUUGGUCACUCCUGAGGAGUCUGGGCCAAGCCAGGAUCAGCCCCCAGGAGCCGGGACGGAAGGCGACGACGCACACAUCAGAAGGCUGGCCUUUCUGGCUGCGGGGUGAGGGACACACGCCUGCUAACCUCGGUGAGGGUUUCGCCGGCGGCUCUGAGCUGUGAAGCUCCCUCCCCUUCGCCUGUGAGCCUCCCCCACCCCCCGUUCUUCUUCCUCCGGGCCCUCCCCAGGAGUCCCGCAGUACUUGA
Molecule: messenger RNA, 1196 nt
Organism: Ailuropoda melanoleuca (giant panda)
Lineage: Eukaryota; Metazoa; Chordata; Mammalia; Carnivora; Ursidae
Gene: MIXL1
Product: Mix paired-like homeobox
Exons: 7
Coding region: 1-963 (320 amino acids)
Biological process (GO): endoderm development; regulation of transcription by RNA polymerase II; hematopoietic progenitor cell differentiation
Molecular function (GO): DNA-binding transcription activator activity, RNA polymerase II-specific; RNA polymerase II cis-regulatory region sequence-specific DNA binding
Source: RefSeq, a predicted model, not a curated record